Molecule: messenger RNA, 4376 nt
Organism: Notothenia coriiceps (black rockcod)
Lineage: Eukaryota; Metazoa; Chordata; Actinopteri; Perciformes; Nototheniidae
Gene: rorca
Product: RAR-related orphan receptor C a
Exons: 10
Coding region: 1-1554 (517 amino acids)
Biological process (GO): regulation of transcription by RNA polymerase II
Cellular component (GO): nucleus
Molecular function (GO): zinc ion binding; nuclear receptor activity; RNA polymerase II cis-regulatory region sequence-specific DNA binding
Source: RefSeq, a predicted model, not a curated record
AUGAUCCUCAACCCGCGGUCCGCCCGCCUCGUGCCCCGUGAUCUGACGGGCGCGCCACCCUCCGCGCGCCUUCGAAGGAGAGCUCAUUUCUACUAUUUAACUGAUUUGUAUUGCUUCAUUCUCUUUUCCUCUCCAGCUCAAAUAGAGGUAAUACCGUGUAAAAUCUGUGGGGACAAAUCAUCCGGGAUUCACUAUGGUGUCAUCACCUGUGAAGGCUGCAAGGGUUUUUUCCGCCGCAGCCAGCAGAACAAUGCGAUGUACUCCUGCUCGCGACAGAGGAACUGUUUAAUUGACAGGACCAACCGUAACCGCUGUCAACACUGCAGGCUGCAGAAGUGUCUCGCUCUGGGCAUGAGCCGUGAUGCGGUCAAGUUUGGCCGGAUGUCCAAAAAGCAGCGUGACAGCCUGUACGCAGAGGUCCAGAAGCACCAGCAGUCCCAGGAGUGUGCGGGACUCGGAGUCCGCGUGGAGAAUACCGACAUGGCCGACCACAGCCGCACCUACAGAAGAGGCUCCAGCACCACGCUCAGCGACCUGGACGACAUUACUAUGCUGCAAGAAGGCCUGCUCUUCGACCUGCCGCUGACCCCGGAGGAAGCGGGGAGAGAGUACUGUAACCUGGACAUGCUGGGCGGCAGCGCAGGCAGCAGCUCCUCCUCUCAGAGUUCACCAGAACAGACCAGCCUGGACUUUGCAGAAGGCAACCACAGCAUCAAGCAUGAGUACCAGCUGCUGCACGACUCUGGACUCUUCUCUCAUGCUAUCCUCAACCCGCUGCCUGAGGGCUGCUCCAUGCUCGAGAUAGAGCGUAUCACUCAGAGUGUCCUGAAGUCCCACGUUGAGACGAGCCAUUACAGCACAGAGGAGCUGAAGAGAAUGGCGUGGACCCUGUAUAGCCCCGAGGAGACCCGUUCAUUCCAGACCAAGUCAGCUGAGAUGAUGUGGCAACAAUGUGCCGUUCACAUCACCAAUGCAAUCCAGUACGUGGUGGAGUUUGCCAAGCGUAUCUCUGGCUUCCUGGACCUGUGUCAGAACGAUCAGAUCAUCCUCCUCAAAGCAGGCUGCAUGGACGUUCUUCUGAUCCGCAUGUGUCGGGCCUAUAACCCCAUCAACAACACUAUGCUGUUUGAUGGAAAGUUUGCCACUGCACAUCUCUUCAAAGCUCUUGGCUGUGACGACCUUGUGAAUUCAGUUUUCGACCUAGCUAAAACCCUGAGUCGUGUUCAGAUGUCAGAGGAAGAGAUGGCUCUCUUCAGCGCUGCUGUGCUGCUCUCUCCAGACCGCCCCUGGCUGACGGAUGUUCAGAAGAUACAGAAGUUGCAGGAGAAAGUGUACGUGGCUCUGCAGGGCUGCCUACAGAAAGAGGGAGCAACAGAACAGAAACUAGCUAAGAUGGUGUCUAAGCUACCCAUUCUGAAGUCCAUUUGCAACCUUCACAUCGACAAACUGGAGUUUUUCCGUCUGGUCCACCCCGAGACAGCGUACACCUUCCCUCCUCUGUACAGGGAGGUUUUUGGCAGUGAAAUCACCUUCCCAGACUCCACAGAGGGCUAAUACUGUUUAGCUAAAAAUAGCGGGAUUUAAAUUAAGACACUGAGGUGUAGGGAAGGGGAGAUAAAAAUGUGGCAACCAGCUGAGGCAAAACCAAGCAGCAGCUUAUUGACAAUCAUGCACGCUACACUUUAAGACACACUCCUCUCACCUAAGAGCUCCCAAACUGUGUGGAGUAGCUCGAUCUGCCCUGCGUCCGGUCCAUUCAGCUUCAACCUAACACUGAAGGAACUGCGGCUGGGCACCUCUUUUUUUAAAGGAACUUAUCGAAGAGUAGCCUACAUUAUUUGUAUACUCAAAAAUAUUUUUCUAUGAGACAACCUUAAAGAUCUCAUCAAGCUGAAUUUGACUUUCACUAUUCUCACAGUUCCUGUAAGCUAUUGUUGAAUGUACAGCCUUUUCCCUUUACCGCCCUAGGCUCGAUAUAGAAUGUAAAUACUUUAAAUCCUCGUCCACUUUGUGGAGGUCUGCAGUUCUCAGUCUAAUAACAGUAUAUAUUUGUUGGUAUCGCCCAUAUUUUGCAGUUUUGUAUUGAGCAAACUGUUUAAAGGGACCACGAUCAAACUAACAUAGUUUUUUUUUUUUUUAUGUGUGAACCAAGGGUACCUACAAACGCUUUCACACAGCACAAAGCACUUAUCUUUGUAGGUAUUUUUACUAUAACUCACAGACGCUGAUGUAAGUAGGUUUUUCUUUUGCAAUCGGUGACCUCAGCCUCAAUACCUUUUCCCAGUUAAAAUGCCACUCAGAGGUAUUUAAAAGUAAGCUCCUUUUUAUAAAUAAGUAAUAUAUAAAACCUCAUUCAAUUUAAGUGCAGUCCAAGUGAGAAGCAGAGGAAUAUUCUUGUGUUCAGGUCUCUAUACUGUCUGCCCAAACCUUGGGUUCAUGGGAUGGAAAGAUUGUUGUCUAAUUGGUAAUUAGCACUUACAGUAAGAGACCUAUUUAGAAACCAAAACAAACUCUUGGCACAAGAUUUUACGAGCUCGCACUCAUGCUGCCAUCUGUGAAACUUAUGUGAAACCAGUCAGAAAUGCUAGAUACGCACUCCCACUAGAUAAGCUGGAUGAACAAGGUGCUGGCCAGCUGACAACUGUGGGGUUAGUGCUCUCAUGGAGGAGCAUCUGGAACUGUUCGCACCUCGGAUCACUUUUUUUUUCUGCCACCGUCUUAACCAGCAGAUUCAAAGACUUUCGGAGCAAAGAAAGAGAAUGUACGGAAUGUUUGAUGUUGAAAUGUGACAUCUACCUAUAUGGUUGGAUGACGGGAUAUAAUGGAGAGUGGACAUGUGGGUGAUGGUGUUAUUUAAUCUUUUUAGACAUUAGUUAAUGUCUGCAACAACUCUCACUGAUUCGGGUUUAAACCAAGGUGUUCUUAUAAGAGAAUUAGAUCCUCUGUUCCCUUUUUCCCUACUCCCUUACUACCUCACCCUCUUCAAACACUACAUGGCACAGCAAAGGGUUGACAGAGCCGUCAGCUACCCCCCUGAGUUAGUAUUUCUGCAUCAAAAAGAGAACAUUUGAAAGCCAUUGAUGGUUAAAUAUCCUAAAAUAUAAUUUUGUUUGCUCUUAAAACAAAAUGCAAACUGAACUGCUGGAUCUAGUUAAACUCUGGACAUCCAUUCUGUCGUUUGUUUUUCUGUCAUUUGAGAGUAGGACUUGCCUUAAGUUACAGGAAGCCCUACUUAGAUACGGAUCUAUCUGAAGGAAAGUAUCUGGGGACUCGAGGGUGUGUCCAGAUGAAACCUUUCUACAAAGACAAGCUUUAUUCUACCAGUGUCCUAAAGAAGCUGCCACAGAAAGACAUUUGUAAUCGUUGCUGUAAGCAUUUUAAGACAAUCACAUGUUGUUGGAUGUCUAGCUCUGUUUGAUGUCAGCCUGUUUGCUUUGCACUGCUGGAACAGUGCUAUGCGCCAUACUUUGUGAAGAGGUAUUACCCUUUUCUGGGUACGUUAGACACUGGCAUGUUGCCAUGUAUUACAGACAGUUUCUUUUUUAGAAGCACUCCAGCACAGUAAACCUCGCAGCAUGACAGAUGUUAUUUACCUUAAAAUGUACCAAAUACUACGAUGAGGCUUACAGAUUGUAACAGAGUGCAAUACUUUCUGUGUAAAGAAUGUGAGACUAUGCUGAUUCAGUAUAUUUGAUAGUUUUUGCAGGACUAAAAGCUGUCCAGGGGGCAGCACUGAAAAUCAGCGCUUACAUUUCCGUUUGGAGUUACUCAGGGAGAUAGCUGGGCUCUCUGUCCUGCAGUGUUUAGCUAGCAGGACACCUUUCACCAACGUAGAAGACCUUAACACCUUGAUCACUGUGUACAGUUCAUGUUCUUGUGAAUGUUUGAUUUCAGAAGUAUCAAAGAUGUUACCCUUUGUUUGACAUCAUUAUUGCAAGACUUUUUUUGAGUGAAAUAGGAUAUUUAAAAAAGUAAUUAUAUAAAAAAAAAAGUGUUAAAAGAUGGACUAUAAUCUCUGAAUCUUGUGUUGGUUUUGUUGUGAUUUUUUGUUUCAUAAUUUGUAUCCCUAUGUGUCCGGUUUUUCUCCUCAGUUUAGUGUCCUUUUUGUCUUGGAGAGAUGUAAUUCUAUUUUUUUAAAAGAGCGUUUUUAAAGAUGACUCCCUAAAAGGUUUCUCAUUUGUCAUGAUCCUUCUGUUUAUAUGUUCACUCUAUUUUAAGAUUAUUAUUAUUAAAUCAAUAUAGAUUUUAAUAAGAAAUAAUGUACAUGUUAUGGAUAUAAAGCAAAAGAGCUUUUAACACAGUAAAGUGCUAUUGCACAAUGGUGAUAUAUGUGGAUUUAAGAAUGUAAUAAAAAUCAUUUUGCAAUAAAAAGAAAA